This is a messenger RNA of Striga hermonthica, 918 nucleotides long. The record is from the annotation of a GenBank genome assembly. NCBI's taxonomy places the organism in Eukaryota, Viridiplantae, Streptophyta, Magnoliopsida, Lamiales, Orobanchaceae.
AUGGUGUGGUUUCAGUGCGAGGACUGUGGAGACAACCUUAAGAAACCCAAGCUCGCCAAUCAUUUCAGACAAUGCUCUGCUUUCAAGUUGUCGUGCAUCGAUUGUGGGCAAGUAUUUGGGCAGCAGGAUGUUGAAAGCCACACUCAGUGCAUCACUGAAGCGGAAAAAUAUGGUCCAAAGGGUCAAACAAAAGCUGUGAAUGGAACAAACACUAAGACCAAGAAUGACGCAAAGCCAAAACCAGAGGUCGACAUAAAUGUCGGAUUGUCUGAACGCCCUCCAUGGUUCUGCAGCCUAUGUAACACCAAGGCCACAAGUAAGCAAACCCUGCUCCUCCAUGCUGACGGGAAAAAGCACAGGGCAAAAGCAAGAGCAUUCCAUGCAUCAAAACAGCCGCCCGAUGGCACUGCAGAAAACAAAAGUUCCAAUGACAAUAAUGCAAAAGAUGAAUUUCUUGAAAAUAAGGAGCCAGUGGAACAAAGAGAUCAAAACUUGCCUAAAGCUGCUCUUGAUGGCUCUGGUUUGGAGGAUAACUCUUUGGAGUCGAACAAGAAGAGAAAACUCGAGGCAUCUGAAAACGGUGAUGCUCAAAUUAGAGGAGCAGAAAAAGAAAAGGGCUCGAAAAAGGCCAAACAAAGUGCAACAGAGGAAGAUGGAGAACCACAUUCCAGUGCUGGGAAGGACAUUGCCAAGAAGACUAUAAAGUGGAAAAAACUGAUUACAGCAGCUUUGAAAUCCAGUGAAGAUGGUGGUGCGAUUAAAUUUAAGAAACUAGGGAAAAUUGUCAUGAAAUCUCUGAAGGAAUCUGGGCAUACAGAAAAAAGAAGGCAAAUAUAUGAACUUAUUGAGCAGAAGAUAAAAUCAAGCUCGAGAUUUGUUGUCGAUGGGAAAUAUGUUCGUUUAGCCGCCACCAGCUAA